UCAAGUGCCAAGUACCGAAGUACCAACGUCAAGUCAAAUCAAUGUUUUGCUUGUUGAAAAUUGAAUUAAAAAAAAAAACAAUUAUUAUUUGUGAAUAUAAUUACUAAAUUCUUCUAAUAACUGAAUGUGCUUUUUAACAGUUGUCUAAAGUUCGAAUUAAGUAUGUCGAGUGCCGACCGAAUUGAUUUUGAAAUGGAGGUGGAAGUAGAGAGUGCUUCGUCAGGUCCACCGGUGGAUCUGCCAAACCCGACAUCCCCAGCACCCCCCGCCGCUGGCACCAAGAGCGUGGUAGUAACGACUGCUACAUCAGGGUCUGUUACGGUCUCGCUUCACCCACUCGUCAUAAUGAAUGUUUCUGAACAUUGGACCAGAUUACGGGCACAGGAAGGUUCGCCCCAGACAGUGAUUGGAGCUCUUAUUGGCAAACAAAAAGGUCGUAACAUAGAAGUUAUGAACUCCUUCGAAUUGGUAUUUAGUGUCAUUGAUGGUGAUAUUGUUAUAGACAGAGAUUAUUACAAUUUAAAAGAAGAACAGUUUAAACAAGUAUUCUCUGACAUGGACUUCCUGGGCUGGUACACAACUGGAGACACUCCCACUGAAAGGGACAUUGCUGUGCACAGACAGAUCUGUGACAUAAAUGAGUGUCCAGUGAUGCUAAUGCUCAAUCCAGCUGGCAUUAAGGGAGAUCAACUGCCAGUAGUGCUGUACGAGUCAGUCAUAGAUGUAGUCAAUGGUCGCGCGACUAUGCUGCUUGCACCUCUGUCGUACACCCUGGCAGCAGAGGAGGCUGAGAGGAUUGGUGUUGACCAUGUGGCUAGGGUGUCGUCUGGUGAAGCUGCACUCAACAGCUUGGUGGCAGAGCACCUGACAGCGCAGCGGUCGGCCAUCAAGAUGCUGGUGUCGCGGGUGCGCGCGGUGCUGGCGACGGUGCGCGCCAUCCGCGACGGCACGCUGCCGCCGCGCCCGGCGCUGCUGCGGGAGGCGCGCGCGCUGGCCAACCGCCUGCCUCUACUCACUUCACAGCAGUUCCGCACUCACUUCUACAAUCAAUGCAACGACGUGGCGCUGAUGACGUCACUGGGCACGAUCACGAAGGGCUGCAACGCGAUCAACCAGCUCGUCAACCGCUUCAACGUGCUGUACGACAGACAGGGCAUGGGUCGUCGCAUGAGGGGACUGUUCUUCUAGCUGCACGGUGAUAUGCACCGAACAAUGUUUAGCUGCAGGUAGGGUAUUGUAUGGUUACAGUUGGCAUCAAGUUUUGCCUCUCUGAAGUUGGUGCAAAGGAGAUGGUCCAAAAUGGUAUGGAGCCCAGAAUCAGUCAUUGUACCCUGGCGGAAAUAAAAGAAAAUAUAUUUUUUUUAACUAUUUUCGAUUAUACAAAUCUACGAAUUUACUAUAAUUCUUUCGAAAUAAAAUUCAUUUUCUUCCCAAGAAAUGCAACACUAUAAUGGCGGAUUGAUGACGUUUUCAAUUCAGUAGUCGUUUUGACGUUUGCUGUCAAUUAUCAUGUCAUAGUUGCUUAUAGGGCGCCAUCUUGAUUUAUCUCAAAAACUUGGGUUUUCGUUUUAUUAAUUUCUUUUUAUUUAGUUAAUCUAUUCACUUGUUUAGAUUUUAUUAAAAUUCUUGUAUUUUUUAAAUUUUAAUGAUUUAGGGUACAAGAGUGGACCUGAAUUAGACCAUCUCCUUAGGGAUGUUAAAGCCUAAUUCAGACUUUGUGACGUCUCUGAAGUUAGCUGCGGGUGUAGUAAAGUCGCUGUGCGCAAGUAGUAAAGUCCUUUUCAUGAAAAGAAAGUCCCCCAAACGCGGCACUAAUGUCUUAAUGGCGCUUGUUGUCAUUUGGUAAUGGCGGUCUUAUUGUCACUUGUCUAAGGCGCUGUCAAGUUUAGUUCAGGUUUUAGCCGCGGACUUCUUUCAUGAAAAGGACUAUAUAAAAUACAGUAUAAACGUCGGAUAUGACUGCGGGUGGGAUAGACUCCACCGCGUCCCUACGCCUCCGUUGAUAACUAAAAUUUUACAUUGUGCAUCUUAACGCACGAUGUACCGAGACCUCAUAAUGUUUUGAAUCAGGUUAUACAGAGGGGAGUUUCCCAGAACCUAAGUCCUUCUGUAACCUAACCUAACUUAACCUCAAUAGCUCAAUGGUAAGAGCGGUCGGAUUCAUCACCAAGGGGUGGUGGUUCGAUCCCCGCCCUGUUGGUCUAUUGUCACACAGUCCUUUCCGGCUAAUUGGAGGGUAAUGGGACUCACUUUAUUAGUAGAGUGUGACUUGGUCAAAAAUGUUACUGUGUACCUAAAUUAAAUAUGCUGAGAGUGUUUGUAUAUCGACAAUAUCCCCCUCUUACCAUGACAUAUGUCAAAAUUAGCCAAUUUGUAUCCAGUUUUAUUGUUUUUAUGUGUCUGUAUAAAUUUUUAAAUAAUUGUGCCGAGUGAACAUGUAAAAUUUAAGGAACAAUAAAAUGAUUAUUAAGUA
Bicyclus anynana (squinting bush brown) is the source of this 2473-nucleotide messenger RNA. It is a transcript of the gene CSN6, whose product is annotated as COP9 signalosome complex subunit 6. Gene Ontology annotation, biological process: protein deneddylation. Gene Ontology annotation, cellular component: COP9 signalosome. The record is from RefSeq and is a predicted model, not a curated record. Lineage: Eukaryota; Metazoa; Arthropoda; Insecta; Lepidoptera; Nymphalidae. Bases 163 to 1188 code for a protein of 341 amino acids. The transcript is spliced from 6 exons. Gene Ontology annotation, molecular function: protein binding; metallopeptidase activity.